AUGAGAACAGCAUCACUCUCGCCAUCACCUCCACCACCCCCGCAAGCAGCACUGCCACAACCGGCGGUCUUUCCAACCUUUCCCACGAAAAAAAUAUUUUCAGAAUACCAGAAAAAAUUUGAAUACAUUUCUAGAGCAUGUUCAGAACUUGCAACCGGAUUUCAGCAUUUACGAGAGGCCAUUGACAAUUUACAAGAUAAUAGCUUCUUAGGCGGUGGCGGUGGAAGCAUGGGAUUUGGUGGUUUUCAGCAUGAAUACGGAAAUAUUAUGAGUGAUUUAGCGAAUUUUAUGCCAUUGAGGCCUGGCGCAGGAUUCAGUGCAUUUAUGGGUAAUCCACCACCACCUCACCCGAAUUUUUCUCAUAAUCCGCCACCAAAUUUUUAUCAGUUUCCUGAUACUUGGGACAGAAAAACGGUUCAUCAUCCAUAUCAACGCAACAACUCUUCAUCGCGCCCACACCAACAAUCCUCGUUGCAAUCAAACAGCAAUGCCAAUAACGGUAACAGCAAUUACGAUCGAAAAGGCAAGCAAAAAGCAACUUCUAGACGCAGGGCUUCUUACAAUGCACCCGCAAAUGCCUAUUCCGGCUACACCGAGAUCGCAUUCCAGCGUAACGACACUGGCACCUGGUCCGAGAAACAAAGACGUAAACUAAAUGAAGUUUUCAUUCGUUACUAUGAACGAAGAAAAGAAUUCGAACCAAUUUCUUAUGGGAAAUUAGCCGACGAGUUAUUGGAACUAUGUGGCACUGGCACACCGAGUAUCACGCAUCUUGAUAAACAGCUUGGGCGGUAUUUGAUGGGAUAUUCGGUGUCGAAAGAUCCGGUGGUGUUAGAAGCAAUUCAAGCUUGGAUUGAAAAGGAAAUUCAGAUCCAUGGCGCAUUGUGA
This is a messenger RNA of Ambispora leptoticha, 888 nucleotides long. NCBI's taxonomy places the organism in Eukaryota, Fungi, Glomeromycota, Glomeromycetes, Archaeosporales, Ambisporaceae. The record is from the annotation of a GenBank genome assembly.